This is a messenger RNA of Harpia harpyja (harpy eagle), 3553 nucleotides long. It is a transcript of the gene NHLRC3, whose product is annotated as NHL repeat containing 3. Gene Ontology annotation, molecular function: ubiquitin protein ligase activity; protein binding; translation repressor activity. The record is from RefSeq and is a predicted model, not a curated record. Gene Ontology annotation, biological process: proteasome-mediated ubiquitin-dependent protein catabolic process; negative regulation of translation; protein polyubiquitination. The transcript has 7 exons. Bases 95 to 1078 code for a protein of 327 amino acids. NCBI's taxonomy places the organism in Eukaryota, Metazoa, Chordata, Aves, Accipitriformes, Accipitridae.
CACGUGGCUGCCGUGGCAACGAGGCCCGCCCGCGGCAGCCCCUCCCCGUCCCGGCCUCCGUGAGGCGGAAGCGGCCGCCGGGCCCUGGCUGGCCAUGGCCGGCGCCCUGCUGGCCCUGCUGGCCCUGCUCUGGGGCUCGCAGGUUUUAAUAGCAUUUGAUUACUUCUCUCCUUGGAAGGGACAGCAGCAGAUGUACAAGCUGGACAUAGGCUGGCCUAAAAUUCCAGAAUACUUCACUGGCCAAACAUUUUGUGUUGCUGUUGACUCUCUUCAUGGUUUGGUCUAUGUGGGACAAAGAGGAGACAAUGUGCCAAAGGUACUUGUAUUUUCAGAGGAAGGCUAUUUUCUUUACUCCUGGAAUAAUACAGUUGAAAUGCCUCAUGGUAUCUUUGUAUUGAACACUGCAACAGAUAGUUCAGUAUGGAUCACAGAUGUUGGAACAGGGAAAUAUGGGCACACCGUGAAACAGUAUAGCCCUUCGGGUAAACUUAUGCAGAUCUUGGGCACGCCAGGUAAUGCUGGUUCAAGUUUGAUUCCCCUACAAUUUGAUCAACCAGCAGAGAUCUUUGUAGAGGAGAGUGGAGAUAUCUAUGUUGUGGAUGGGGACGGAGGAAUGAACAACAGAUUGCUCAAACUAUCCAACGAUUACAAAGAGAUAUGGCUGACUGGAACAAAUGGGACCGGCAUUGGUCAGUUCAAGAUUCCUCACAGUGUAACAGUGGAUCAUUUUGGACGGGUAUGGGUUGCAGAUAGAGACAACAAAAGAAUCCAAGUUUUUGAUAAAGUCACAGGGGAAUGGCUCGGGUCUUGGAGCAGCUGUUUUUCAGAAGAUGGACCCCAUUCUGUCCGAUUUACUGGCAAUUACAAAUACUUGAUCGUAGCUCAGCUGAAUAUCAACCGGUUAGCAGUCUUGGCAGCACCACCGGUUGGCUCUAUUGGGGACUGUGUUAUGGUCAACACAGUCCAGCUGGCAGAUGAAACCAAACCACACCUUGUGGAUGUAGACAUGAAGAGUGGAGCAGUCUAUGUUGCAGAGAUUGGAGCCCAGCAAGUACAAAAAUACGUACCCUUAAGCUGAUGGUUUCCCACAACUGCCGUGGCACAAGCGCUGUGACAUAUAAGACCUAUGACCACAUUUCCUUGAGUUCUCUGUAGCUUGUGUUUCCUUCAACAAGCACAGAACAUGCCCCCAGAACGCUAGAGCUAAGAAUCUGUCCUAGCUGUUCUGCAGUCCUGGAGAAGUACUUGGUCUUGAGCUGUCACUCAUUUUAGUAAUGCUGUGGUGCCUUUUGCUUUUGUUGCUGGCAACUGUAAAAUGACUUUGAUAAGCAUCUUAAUUUUAUUAUAUAAAACUUUACAAACACAGCUGCUGUUCUUAAAUGUAUAGGGUCAUCUUGGCAUCCUCUACUUAAGCUUGUGUGUGUUGUUAAAUGAAGGUCAGAACUGUCUGAAAGAAGUGUAUAAAUGAUUUCCUAGGAGGCGAGCACCUCAUUUCAAUGUUUCUUCUCUUGUUUUUUUUUAAUCAUUGCGCUGAUACUGCCCAACACUGAAUAUAGGGAUGUGUUAUGAUGUUGAAUAAGAUGCUGUGGGGUACCGGUGUCAGUGCUGAUACUGGCACCUGCCUUAGGUGGUUAACGACAUAAGCAUUGAAAUCUAAGUUUUCAGCUCUAGCUAAAGUGGUAAAGUCUAUAAUAAGCUUAAGUUAAAUUGAUAAUCAGGCACUUCAAAUGAAAUUAAAAGUAUGUGCACAGCAGCCAAGUACUGAUUCUUAACUAAAUCAAUUCUUAAUCUGAUUUGAUUUAUAUCAGCAUGAGUUUUCUGUUCCACAAGAUUUCAUAGUGGUACAUAUUGAAGUUCAACUCAUUUUAAGUUCCUCAAGAUAAACAAAUUGUGAUUUGCUAGGAAAGUCUUAAUCAGCAUUAGGGACUGGGAGAUGCAGAUUUUCUCCCAAUUUUGUUGAAGCUCUGUCAGUUAACAGAAGUGCAUCUGUUUUGAUUUGGGGAUUUUUAACUGUUUUAUAUCCAGAAUUUGGACUUCAUCAACUCCAUUAAUGUCUAAAGUUAAGUUUCUUAUGCUAUAGCCUAGGAGAUGUCUCCAUGCUCUGUCCUAAAAAAUGCUGUCUUUUUCCAUUCCCAAUUCAGAGUGGUUCUGUUUUCUUUACAUGUUGCUACAAGAUUUUAAGUUAGUUCACUUUAUAGGAUAGAGGGAACUGGGUAUAGGAAAAUGGGAUGGGGAAAAUGGCAUGGCAGAAAUGAGACAGUGAAUAACUGAUUACCUCUGUAAAGCUGUGGACUCACAUUCCAUAUUUAUUUACUAGCUCUUCAAAACACUUGGGAGGAUUUUUGCUGUUUUCACACACAUAUUUUACUGUGUGGGCUAUUUUAAUGCUAAUUACCAGCUAAAACAGACAAUUUUUUUUUCUACUUCCUUAGAAAGGGAAUAUGGGAAGUAGAAUUAUUCUGAUGGGAAAUACCUGAUUCAGUGAAUGUUAUCAAAAGCAAAUGCUGCUUAAUUUGGCAGGUUUCAACCUAUGAUCACAAAUUUGUGGGUCAGCAGAUGGAAAAUCUGUCCAGAAAAGUCAGAUUCAUAUUUUCUGUGGAAAUUAACUCAGCUGUGGAGCCUGCUGGCCUGAUUUCAGUACUAUUUGAGGUUACUGCACUAAAUGUGAAUGCUUUGUUGUUGGCUAUAUCCACAAGAACAAAAGCAGAUCUUGCCUGGCUGCCCACAUGCAAGCUUUAGAACCAGAACUUCAGGGUUAUACACUAGCAAACAUGGUCCAUGAUUCACAUGGUCUUGAAUGGGAGCUAGUAAGCAAUAUUUAUUAGCUGAAAAAGUAGCAGUACUUCUGCUAGACCUAGAUGGAUAGGUCCACAUUGCUUUGCGGUGUGUUGUAUGGAUUUUCUAACUAGUUCUUCACUAGCUCAGGGAUCUCUGCUCUGUGUGCAAUUUAGCUAUUUCUCACCUACACAAGAUGGAUUUCUUUCUAAAAAUAUUACUAUAAUAUCAUUAACUAUAUUUGAGUAUAUCUUGGUGUAAGGGGUCCGGCCAUAUCCAUCCUUCCUUACCACAUCCUCUCCUUAUUUGUUUUUCCUUUGUCACUUCCAUUUGAAACAGAACUCGAAGCUCUCUGGGAACAUGAUCAGUAAAGGAGCAGUGCGCUUUUGGAUGUGGAUGAAUAAGUUACUUUUACACAAGUUUCUGUUUGCUGCGUGGAUCUGCUUUCAACUCUUUUUACAUGGGCUUUUGCAGCCCCUAGAAGUGGGGAGCGUUCAUCCAGUUUUGUCUGGAUUUACUGAAAUAGGCCAUGGUACCAAAAUGUGCCUUGCCUCUAGGAAUUUGGGUAUCUGUGAUAAGAAAGGGUGCUCAUUAUUAACUAGUAUGAGGUGGUUAGACUCCUUGUUACCUCUGCGUCUAUGACCAGACUGAGAAAAUGAUUGAUUGUACACUAACUUGCUAAUUUUCUGAAGGUUUUCUUAUGUAUCGUCUCAAAACUGAUUUCUGAAAAACUGUAUACUAGGAUAAUUUGAUAAAAUAAAUCAAGAAUUUCACAUUA